AUGUCGGACUUCUAUACACCUAGCGACCAACCUCCCGGCUCAGCCGAAGUCAACAAGAGAAAGCAACAUCCGCAGCAACCUCGACAACUUCUCUCAUGUACCAAGUGCCGCGAGCGAAAGGUAAAGUGUGAUCGUACAAAACCCUGCUCCGCAUGCUGUGCUCGUGGUGCGCCCAAGGAGUGCCAUUUCGUCGCAGAAGGGGGUGAUUAUGCUCCAAUACAACAAUCUUACGAGCUUCGCAAGCUUCGUGCGGAGAAUCUUCGUCUUAAAGAGCGACUGCGCGCCAGCCAGAUUCCUAUUGAGGAUGACGACUCAGACCCAGCGGCGACUCCAGAAUCCCAGCACGGUGAAAGAUCAGCCUCGUCGAAAAAAAGACGUGCUGCAAAGCAGAAGCGCUUUCAAGGUUCCGAAUGGCAGGAUAGCAUAUAUUUUGGCUCACCUGGACUUGCCAGCGUAGUCACAGAUUUUGCUUCUGUAAAUCUCAACCCAGCAUCAGCUUCUCUGUCACAUCUCAUGCCUCGCGGACUCGAUAUGUAUGCGCCGCGAAACCCGCCACCUCACCCUUUUGCGACUAUAUUCAAGGCCACUCCAGAGGAAUGUAUUCCAGAGCUCUUGAGUGUCCUUCCACCGAAAGAAGAACUUCUGGAAUACCUGAGCUUCUUUGAAAAAAGAGUAAACAUAUGCUCUUUCCCCCAUGUGCCUGUCGAGAUAACGAGAAGCGAAGUCGAGCGCUUCCUCUCUGAAGAAAGAAAGAACGCCCAGAUGUAUCCCGAUAUGCUAGCUUUGCUCUUCGCCGCAAUAGCGUUAGGCGCCCAGCAUUCGGUGUGGGACAAAUCCGGCGAGCAAUGGAAUGGCGAAGUCAUGGAUGCAGAAAUGAGGAGAGGCGACGUUUAUAUUGCGGCCGCAAUGCAAGCCCUACGACUUGCAUCUUUCAUGCACAAACCAACUCUGUUAGGAAUUCAAACACUCAUCAUGAUCGGACCCUACUUGACCAACAGUGGCCGAUUCCUGGAGGCGUGGACCCUCUUUGGUACUACCAUUCGAUUAGCCCAUUCAAUCGGCCUUCAUCGACACCCAAAAUACCUCGAUCCUGCUCCUCCGACACAGCGGGAAUGCUCUAUCCGACAAACGCUCUGGUGGUGGAUGUUACACAUGGACGAACAGUAUUCGAUGACCCUCGGUCGGCCGCUUGGGAUUAGUGGGAUUGGAGACUGUCCAUGGCCUCAGGAACUGACGACUGACACCGCCAUGUUGCGGUUCGGCGAGUUUGUAAACCACUUCACGAUUUUGACCAGACAGAUCUUAAGCAGUGAUCGGUUGACGCUUCAGAAAAUCGACGAUUUUACGGAAGCUCUUCGAGGACUGCUUGAUACGAUGCCCGAGACAUUACAGUUUGACGAAUCGUGGUGUCGGCCUGACACUGCUAUUCCUGAUUGGCCGCUUAGUGCCAUGUCUGCUGUCUACUAUUGUAAAACACAUACCUAUCUCAUUCUCCUUAAUCGACAGAGGAUCGACAGGAAUACCGUACACGCACAGUCGCCAUACUCAAGAAAUACCGCCUCGUCAUUUCGACCCAUCAAUCGGACGCCUUCGUCGUAUCCAUCAACGCCUACGUCAUCAAAAGCCUCACUUCGAGGUCGCCCCCUUGUGCUCUCCUCAUCGGAGGAUAUCCUUAGCGCCUUUGUUUUCUUCUAUCACAGAGUGCCAGCGGCGCUGAUCGAUUGGACUAUCGGCCAACAGGCGUUCAAUUCCUGCAUGAUCCUUCUACUUGACGCCAUAGAGAACACAAAGAUCACUGCGGGCGCUAUGAAAGUGGAAAGAGCAUUUGCUGUAUUCAAGGAGCUAGAAGACAAUCAUGUGCAUAAGCUUGCAGCUCUGGCUGUGGAUAGAAUCAGUUGGGGCCUGCAAGAGCUGCAUCGAGUCGUCCAGUCCGCAUCCAGUACAGGGGGGCAACAGGGGGUCCGCGUCGGGAUGGAGACAGCCGGCCCAAGUGAAGCAACGCAUGGCUCGGGACAUGUGAAUACGGUGAUGGGUAACACUGGACUUUUGCUGUUGGAGGAUCCCGGUCUGCAGGCUUUCGUCCAAGAAGAUUGGGCUCCAAUCGCAUGGGCCAUCCCAGGGGGUACGAGCAAUAUUAUGAAAGAGCAGGAACAGCAAUCACAGGCCGAAGCUAGGCAAAUGAGCGGACUAAAGGCAGAAGAUGAUGUCUACCGUUUUCGAUCCCCGGAGGUUAUGCAGGGUAUGCGGAGAUCGACGACCACGCGUUCAGCACCCAUGCGCUACGCGACCCUGUCAGAAGAGGAUUCUAAGCCACAACCCUACACAGCUCCGACAUCCCCUGCAACCCUCGCAGCGUCGAUGCAGCAACAGCAUCAUGAUGCACAAGCGACUGCCACGAGAGGCCGUCGUGAGCGGCAGCCGCCUCAAGGCUAUCAACAAUUCCAUCCGCCUCACUUGCCACACGCACGAGAAUAUGAAUCGGCGUCAGCAACAGGCACCUCAAGCAGCAGCGGCUGGGGAUACGAAGCGAUCCCGAGCGCAUCGAGCACCAUCCAACAACAUGGCAAUUUGCCCCUGACGUCUCCAGAUCCGAGCAGUGCAGACAGUCCAGCGGCAACUCGAUUGCCAGGUACACCCCUGAGCGCAGCCAUCUCAGCAACAAUGGCAGGAUCAGAACCUGCCUCCUUACAUGCAUUUCUCGAAGCUAUUCCGACUACGAAUAUCGUUAACCCUAGCGUUCACCCCCCGUUUGCAGCCCGACCCGCGGCUCCCAUGUCUAGCAUAGCAGGCUCAUCGAUGAACUUCUCGCCGGUGUCUCCUGGUGCAUUGCACGGCAUGGUGCAACAACAGCCCCAGCAGUUAGUUUUUCCUUUUACAUCGCAAUUUUCGAAUGCAACGCCUACGACGAUGGCGGAGCAAAUGGACUUGGAUGAGUGGCAGAGAUACGUCGGUAGUUCCCGGGGCUAG
This is a messenger RNA of Cucurbitaria berberidis CBS 394.84, 2967 nucleotides long. RefSeq lists its product as uncharacterized. The record is from RefSeq and is a predicted model, not a curated record. The transcript is spliced from 5 exons. Gene Ontology annotation, biological process: regulation of DNA-templated transcription; DNA-templated transcription. Gene Ontology annotation, molecular function: zinc ion binding; DNA-binding transcription factor activity, RNA polymerase II-specific; DNA binding. Lineage: Eukaryota; Fungi; Ascomycota; Dothideomycetes; Pleosporales; Cucurbitariaceae. Bases 1 to 2967 code for a protein of 988 amino acids.